AUGGUACCGUCCUCUUUCCCGGCCUCUGAAUCCAGUCCCCUCCUCCUCUACUCCCCUCCUGCAUUUGCUGCCGUUCUUGGAUGCAGGUCGCAGACUCGCAGGACGGACCCAAAUAGGGGGGCCGAAUGUUCCCUUAGAGUUCCCACGCUUGCUGAUGCAGUGCUGCAAGUGCAAGCCUGCAACCUGACGGCUGAAGCAGUCACGCUCACGCAGAGGAUAGGGAAGCCAAGAAAGAAGCGUUCAGGAAGUAUCUUGAAUCCAGCGGCGUGCUUGAUACCCUCACGAAAGUUCUUGUUGCGUUGUAUGAGGGAGAACGAUAAGCCUUCAUCUGCAGUCGAAUUUGUUCAGCAGAAGCUGGGUGGCCCAUCGAUUUCUGACUAUGAAAAGCUCAAGGCAGAGAAGUUGGAUUUGCAAUUGAAGUAUGAUAAGCUUUUAGAAACCCACAAGGAAACAUGCAGACAGCUGGAGGAACUUAAGAACAUGAAGUAUGGUGCACCUUGGAACUGA
Molecule: messenger RNA, 507 nt
Organism: Miscanthus lutarioriparius
Lineage: Eukaryota; Viridiplantae; Streptophyta; Magnoliopsida; Poales; Poaceae
Source: the annotation of a GenBank genome assembly